Messenger RNA from Helianthus annuus (common sunflower), 720 nucleotides. RefSeq lists its product as uncharacterized. The coding region runs from base 1 to 720 and encodes 239 amino acids. The record is from RefSeq and is a predicted model, not a curated record. NCBI's taxonomy places the organism in Eukaryota, Viridiplantae, Streptophyta, Magnoliopsida, Asterales, Asteraceae. The transcript has a single exon.
AUGAUAUGCUCUGCAUCACAUUCAGCUGUUGGAUUUCCCACAGAAACAGGCAUUGCACUGAUAUACGCGAGCAAAGAAGUCUUAGCAACAGAUGAGAUCAGGCCCGCAAAAACAAGCAAGCCAGCACCGCACACAGAAGCAGAAAAAUGGGUAUUAAACAGCACAUACCCAGAACAAACAAUUACCCUAGGACCUGCGAUGUCCGAUUUAACGCGCGCGGCGCUCAAGAAGUUGUUGCACGAAAACAUAGACGUGUUCGCCUGGACACCUGCUGAUAUGGUUGGUGUUCCACGGCACAUAGCAGAACAUCGUUUAAAUGUCUCAGAAGAAACAAAGCCAGUGGUACACGCCAAGCGCCACUUGGGCGACAUAAAGCACGAUGCCAUGAAAGAACAGGUACUGGAGUUGCUAAAUGCGGGAAUCAUCAGAGAAGUCAGAUACCAAACAUGGGUGGCAAGCCCAGUGAUGGUAAAGAAACCAAAUGGCAGCUGGAGAAUGUGUGUUGAUUACAAAGAUCUAAACAAGGCAUGUCCGCGCGACUGCUACGCCUUACCAGACAUAGACGAAAAAAUCGAUUCUCUGGCAACAUUCAGGUGGAAAUCUUUAUUGACUGCUACAAGGGGUAACACCAAGUUCAAAUGGCCGUCCAAGACGAGGAUAAAACCGCAUUCCGCACGCCGACAGGGCUGUACUGUUACACUAAGAUGCCUUUCGGCCUAA